Paramecium pentaurelia is the source of this 4984-nucleotide messenger RNA. Lineage: Eukaryota; Ciliophora; Oligohymenophorea; Peniculida; Parameciidae. The record is from the annotation of a GenBank genome assembly.
AUGAAUAAAAUUAUUCUUUAGACAAAGGCAUUUUACAUUUAAGAUUUCUUGAAUGUUAAGGAAACAUGGAGAAAAAGUUAUUUAAUUGCUAUUGUCUUGCUACUAAUUGAAAACAUUUAACUGGUUUCUAUAUACACAAGUGAUAUAAUUGAAUUUGAAUAUGACUAAUUCUUGAUACAUAUAAGAAGUGUUAUUGAUUUCUGUAGGUGAACUUAUUUUAAAUAUUAAUUAGAUUGUACACAAUUUUUGGAAAUUCGAUUCUCAUUAGAUCAAUUUUUGUAAUUUUUGGUUUUGUAUUACAAAUCAUAUUUCUUAUACUAAUAUUGUAUUCUCUUUUGAACAUUAGAAUAUUAAUAUAAAAGAAACAAUAACUAAAAUUUUUAACUUUAGAACAGGUAUAAUAAUAAUUGAUUUAUUAGUCAGGUGAAUCUAAUAAUUCAAGUAGACAUUUGUUGAAUUGGAUUGUUUCAUUUUACAUAUAAAUUAACAUAAAAAUGUUACAUAUUCCAUUUCUGUUUUGUGGGAUUAGUUUAUUAACAGAAAUAUUUGAAUCUUGUAUUAAUUUUUAAUUAUACAGAAAGUUUAAAUUCAUUAGAAUAUGUUGGUUUAAUAUUCAGUAUAUUAUUGAUAACAUAAUAAAUAUUAAUUGGAUUAUUCAUUCACUUACAUUAAUUUGAGUAUAGAAUGAAGUCGUAUGACUUUUUGGGGAAAUUUUAAACACAGAAAAUGAAUUUCUUGCAAGGAUUUUAAUUAUUGUACAUAUUUUAGAUAGAUAGAACAUUAGAAUAAUACUAUUAUCUGGAAUACAGCUAUAAUCAUUAGUAAUAUAAAUAUUUGGAGUAAUAAAUUAAUUAAUAAGGAUAAUUUAUAGUUACAAUUAAUAAAUUUAUGUAGAUUAUAGAAUAUCUAGAUACAAUUUUUAAAUUACAACAUUCUGUUUGAUUUAUUAAUUGAUUUUACUUUUGUGUCAAUAUGGAUAACCAUAAUUAAAAAUAAGUGUAGUUUUGUUAUUGUUAAUAUUUUAUCCUGUAAUAUAUUUUAUUGCAAAUGAAUUAAUAUUGAAAUAGGAUUUAAAGAAUGCCAAUUUUAAAAAUACUCAUCUUGAAAAAUAAAUAAGAAGAUUAUAUAUAAUUUUCAAAGAGUAAGUUGAUUUAAAAAAGUAAUAGAGAUUAAUGGAUCCAAAACAAUCUUUAGAAAUUUAUACAUUUAUUUCAACUCAUUUAAGAGAAUGUAAAUUAUAAAGAGAUAGAAAGGUUUAAAAAAAUAUUAAAUUAAAAUAUAAAUGUUUUUGUACUGAUUUUUUUAAAGAUGAUGAUACAUUUUAAAGUUUAGAAUAAAUGAAAUAAUUUGCAAAAGAAUUAAUUGGUUAGACAUUAGAAGAUGAAAUAAUUGAAAACUAAGAUAUUAAUUUAAUGUUAAUAUAUAUUUAUUUUUUGGUUUAAAUUAAGAAAGUUCCUACUUAAGCAAUAUAUGAAGUUAUUAGAUUAUCUAUGAUGUAAAAAGUAAAGAACUAUUUUUAUUAUAAUAGGAAUAAACAUUAAAAUAAUAGGCAAUAAUAAGAAAAUUGAAACAUGAUGCUCUUGAUAAAUUUUCUGAAUUAGUUAGAAAAAAUGAUCUAGUAAAUUAGAAAUUUGUUUUUAAAAAAGUAUAUUAAUAUGAAGAAUCUUUGAAUGUAUUAAAAAAUAAUCUUUAGACUAUUGUUAAAUAAGAAAAAGUAUUUAUAUUUAUAGUAUAUAUUUUAGGAUUUCUAUGCUUGUAUUUUAACCUAAGUUAUUGAUAUUGAUUAAAUAGUUAAUAUUGGUUUUAAACUUCUUGAUAAUAUUAAAGUACUUGAAAAGUAAUUAUAAUUAUUAUAUAAAACUAAUCCAUAAAGUAAUGAAUGUGAUACAAUUUACAAUAUAUUUCACAAAUACAUUCAUUACAAUAAAUUAAGACCUAAAUUAUAUAGGAGAGAUGGUUAAAUGAUGUUACAAUUCUUAUAAUCAAGUGAAAAAAUAAUAUAUGAUCCUGGUAGUUGUGUAAUAUAAAUUACUUUGCUUUAACCUAGGGGAAAUGUUAUUAGAUAUACAAGAACCUUUUAAAAGGCUAUAGGAUAUUAAGAUGAAGAGAUAUAAGAUUAAAAUAUUAAUAGAUUUAUGCCAUAAAUUAUUGCAAAUGAUCAUGAUUUAUAUUUAGAUAACUUUGUUGAAAGAGGGAGAAUUAAUGUAGUUCGAAAUGCAGUUAGAGUUAUUUUAGGUAAAACAAAAUCUCAAUUUGUUGUACCUAUAAAUACAAGAUUGAGACUUGAAGCUAGUACUACUGAAUUUGGUGCUACUGCAUUAAUUACACCAGUAAAUUUUACAUAUGGAUAUAUGAUGUUAAAUGAAUAAGGAUAAAUAGAAGAAUUGACUAAGAAUUUAUUUGAUGAUGUAUUUGAGAAAUAUUUAGGAGUUGAACUUGAAUGUGUUAAAGGAUUAGAUUGUUUAAUUUUUAUGCCAGAAUUAGCUAAAAUUUGGGAUAGUUUAUUUAAUGAACACUUUGAAAAACUUGAUAUUAGAUUAGAAUGUCAUUUAAUACUUCCUUAGUUAUGUAAAUAGAUCUCAAAAAGUUUAUAAAGUUCAAGAACUACAGUAUUAAGCAAAUCAUUAUUAUAAUAAAAUAUUAUUAGAUCACUUGAAAAUUAACCAUAAGAAAAUGUCAUAUUUUAAGUUUCAUUACAUCUUAUGAGUUUAACCACAAUCAAUUUAAGGUUAUAUUUUUUAUUUAUUAUUAGAUUAGUCAUUUUAGAAAUGCCAGAAUACAAAUAAGUCUAAAAUUAAAAAGUUACUAGUAGAUAAUUAAUUUAAUUAAGAUAUAGAUCUUCAUAAUUGUUAAAUUUUUCAACUUAAAAUGAUGUAAUUACUUAGAAAGUUGAUCUAUUGGCUUCUGCUAAUGAUUUAUAAUUGUAAAAAGAAAUUAGUGAAUGUGAUUUAGAAUAUGAAAAUGUUAUUGAAGAAUUGAAAAUGGUUGGGGAUUUAAGAAAUUAAUUAGCAUAAAUUAAUAUGAUUAAUUCAGCUCAUAAUCAAAAGUCAUCUAAAAGACUUAUUUAAAAUAGUGAGAAUUAUUUUGAAGAUAGAAUUAUUGAACUUAGACAUAAUAUAAAUAUAUCAGAAAAAAGUAAUGAUUUAAGUGAUAGUGAAUCUGAAUUCAAAUAAAGAAUAUAAGAAUAAAAUUUAUAAUAUAAUUCUGGGUCAGUUGGAAGUAGAUCUUCUUAAAAUAAUACUACUGCAUUAAAAAGAUAAAUGAAAGAUUGUUUAUCAGAUAAUAGAGGUUUAAAUAUUUAAACUAAAUUAUUUUUAUUAUCUAUAUACAUUUUAGUUAUUUUAGGAUAUUUUGUGAAUUAUUUGAUAUUAUAUUUUGAAUUUGAAAGCAUAAAUUAAGACUAAAAUUAUGAGAAUUUACCAUUUUAAUUUUCAUAUUUUUAUAAUGAAUUUGUUAUAACUUAAUCAUUUAUAAAUGAGGAUAAUUUCCAAUUUAAAAAGUUAAGUGAAGUAACAUUAGAUUUUUUUGUAGAUCAUAUUAAAGAUAUUGAUUAAACAAUAACAAGAUUACCACAUAUUAAUAUGAUUAAUAAUUUAACAAUGAAAAGUAGAAUGAUAAUUAUUUUAUCACAAUUAUCAAAAGUAUAAAGAAUGAAUGAAGAAAUAUUUUAUUUAGAUUUUGUGAAUAACACUGAUUAAUUUAAUAUUUAAUUAAAUCUAAUAAAGAAUGCUUAAUCCAUUACUUAAUCAAAUGAUCUAGGAAUAUAGUAAAUCUUAAUAUAUAUAUUUUUAGUGUUCUUAUUGAAGAAAUAGUAUUAAUAUUAUUUCUAACUCGAUAUAUUUAUCUUUGUUUAAAAAUAAUUUAAAUGAAAACAAAAAUAUAUAAAUUAUUUUGCACUUUCUCAAAAGAAGUCAUUUAAGAAUAAUUUCUACAAUUUAGUUCUUUAUACAAUUAAUUAAAUAAUACAAAAUUUAAGAAUCAUGAGACUGAUGAAGAAUAAUUUGAAACAACAAUGAUGCGUUAAUAUCAAAAAACAGUAACUUCAAAUAUGUUAGAUAAACAUAAUAAAGUUGGAAAAUAAAUCUCAUUUAAAUGUAAUUAUUAUUUUGAUAUAUUUAAAUAGAAACAAAUUCUGCUUAGAUUUUCUUCUUUUUAUUUAUCUUUAUUUAUGCAUUUAUGUGUUCUUUUUAUUUUAUAGGGAGUUAUAUUCUUUAAAAAGAAACUUUAUCAAAUGUUUAUGCAAGAUACAAUGAAAAAACUUAAUUUGAGAUUACUAAUAAUUAUCUAUCAUUAUCUUAUGCAUAAUAAGCUAUUUUAUUAAAUUAGACAAUUUAAAAAGAUGGAAUAGAUAGAUAAAAUAUUACUGUUGAAAUUUUGAAAUCACUUACAACCAAUCUCUCUUAAUAUUAGUAAAGUUCAAAUAGUGAAAUCUAUGAUAUUUUAUCUAGUAGCAUUUGUUAAUUACUAUUCAAUUCUUAGUAUAAUAUUAUAUUCUAAUUUAAUUAGUUAGUAUAGCUAUUUAGAAUAUGCAAAUCUAUUUAAUUUUGAAUAAUGUUAAUCAUAUCCCAAUCUCGAGAAAGGUUUAAUUCUUGUUGUUUAAGAAUUAUAUUCAAAUCAAUUUGAAUUUUUGUAAUUGCUCUAAAUUAAUAAUUAAUCUAAUUAUUCUUUUUAAGAAUUCCUUAAGAAUUCUUAAUCAUAAGUUUAGAGAUUAUAUGCUUAAUAUGGAUUUCAUGUUAUAGUUGAAAUGUUAACAAAUACAAUUAAAACAAUUGUUACUUCAACUCUUGUAAUAAAUUCAAUUAUGCUUGGAUUUGCAAGUAUUAUUAUGAGUUGUGCUUUAUUAAUAACAAUUAAGACAAUUUUAAAAGUUAAAGAUCAAUACAAACAAAGUAAAUAAUUACUUACACUAUUUCCAUUUGACAGACUGAUGGAAAAUGCAUAUGUUGUAAGUUUCAUUAGUUAAGACUUACAUUUUUCGGUUUGA